ACCACCGAUAACAUUAGCAGAUCGUCAGACAUGGAUGCACAAGUACUCGAGGGUCUUCGUCCGCCUCCCGAUCUUCGUCUUCUCGAAAUCGUAGGCUAUCAGGGUUGCCUAUUGCCAAGUUGGAUGGUAGGAGACCAACACCUCUUACACAAUCUUAUGUCUCUUGAGCUUGUCGAAUGUCGACAGCUAAAGCAACUCCCGACCCUUUCCCGAACCCUGAAAACGCUCGUGCUUUUUGCUUGCUCCUCCCUUCCAAUUGCCUCCAAAGAGGAUUUAGCAAUUAUUAGGUCCACGCAAGACUUAAGAAUUUCACAAGUAGUGACUUUUAUGGAGGGCUCGGUUGCUACGUACGGAUCCUGCAUUGCAUCGAAAAUAGAGUGGGAUUUACGGCGUGGGUAUGAUUCACAGAAAUUGUGCAAUUGGCUAGAAAAGGCAAUGGGCAUUGUCUACCAAAACCUGCAGGAGGAGGAGGAGGAGGAGGAGGAGGAGGAGGCGCAGCUAGUCCUGCCCUCUUCUCUUUACAGUCUUUAUAUCAGCUCAUGUCCGCUCACCGACAGCACAUUGCAGCAAGUUUUGCAAGGUCUUACUUCUAUCCGGUCCCUAGAUCUUUUUAAUAUUGUUUCUCUUACAUCCCUUCCCUCGGCGGAUGUGUUGGGAUGUCUGACGAUGCUUGAAGAGCUAUACAUCAAACAAUGCUGGUUCCUAACCUCGCUGGGGGGUUUGCAAGCCCUCGGCUCACUGGAGAUACUCACCAUAUCCUUUUGCCCCAGCCUAUCCGCAGAAGGUGGCAGCACCUCUAUCCUCCUGCCCUCAUCUCUAGAGUGGCUCGAGAUCGAGGCAUGUCAUUGGAAGCAUUUGGAUGAUUCGCAGCCUGAUCCGACUUCCGCAAUCGAUUCAGAGGGCUCGGACAUCCCAUUCGCGGCAUCCCUUCAGCUGGGUCAUCUGAAGUCACUCUCGAAAUUGAGCAUCACCUACUGUCCAAAUAUUGGUUCGUUGCUCGGUUUGCAAGAGUUGAAUAACCUUGGAGAUCUAACUCUGAUGGGAUGUCCGAAACUCGCCCAUGCAGAAACCAAGCUAGGGAGUCUCUCAAUAAGAUGGUUCAGCACUGAUGCUCCCUCGAUGCUCGAUGUCCUGCUCGCAGAAGAAGCCCUUGCCUCUCUCCAGCACUUGCGUAUUGCGGAGUUCAAAGAAGAAUCAUUCAGGUCGGAGGAAGAGCAAGUGUUUCAGCACCUCACCUUGCUCGAAUACCUAGUCUUCGAGAGUUGUAGCAGCAUCAAGUCCUUGCCCAACAACUUGGAAAGCCUAUCAUCCCUUGAAGGCCUGCGUAUUAUCAACUGCCCAAAUAUCAUAUCAUUAUCGGAUCUGCCGAGAUCACUUUUAUGUCUCCACUGGGAACACUGCAAUCCGGUGUUGAAGGGGCGAUGCCAAAAGCCUCAUGGCCAAGAUUGGUGUAAAAUAUCGCACAUCCCUACGGUAUCACUCGACUGAGUCGCCCUUUAGUAUUGGCUUGCUUUGCCAAAAUUCGGAGACUAGGUACCGAAGUGUAAAAAUUUGGAGGUCAAGCAGCAUCUGCAUGUUUUUGCCUUGGAAUAAAAGAGAGAAGCAUGUAUCUGCUGCUAAGUUAUACAAAUCUCAACAGCUGUUUAUGUUUGAUUUGUUUAUAAUCUGAUUCUGCUCUGCUGCGGGAGUUCGCAAAAAGCAUAAUAGAUGGCUCCAUCAUAAGAUAUCUAUCAUCUUGUGUUAAUUCUUCUUCUUCUUCUUCUUCUUUUUUUUACUCCUUUCUUUUGUUGUGAAAAUAAUCCGGCAGCGGUUGAAAACUUGUAAAAAAUUUCCAAUCAACUGCACUAGAAAAUUAGCUGCAAGAAUGUCAUCAGUUUGGGUUAUUUAUUCGGUAUUGUUCA
Messenger RNA from Ananas comosus (pineapple), 1901 nucleotides. Its product is annotated as putative disease resistance protein RGA3. The coding region runs from base 31 to 1488 and encodes 485 amino acids. NCBI's taxonomy places the organism in Eukaryota, Viridiplantae, Streptophyta, Magnoliopsida, Poales, Bromeliaceae. The transcript has 2 exons. The record is from RefSeq and is a predicted model, not a curated record.